This is a messenger RNA of Camelina sativa (false flax), 858 nucleotides long. Lineage: Eukaryota; Viridiplantae; Streptophyta; Magnoliopsida; Brassicales; Brassicaceae. The record is from RefSeq and is a predicted model, not a curated record.
CCAUUUUCACUAUACUGUCAUCUCCAAAACAUACCUGAAGAUACAUACAUACACCACUAUUUCAUCACUCAUACUCAAAAAUACACAAAAACCCAAUUUUAUAUUAUCCAACUCUAGAUAUGGAAGCUGCAUCGCCCAAGUACACUGGUGUACGGAAGAGGAAGUGGGGUAAAUGGGUUGCUGAGAUACGUCUCCCCAACAGCCGUGAGAGGAUCUGGCUCGGCUCUUUUGAAUCAGCUGAGAAAGCGGCGCGUGCUUUCGACGCGGCUCUUUACUGUCUCCGUGGCCCUGGGGCACGUUUUAACUUCCCAGAUAAUCCCCCGGUGAUUCCCGGCGGUCGUUCUCUUACGCCGCAGCAGAUUCAGGUCGUGGCGAGCCGUUUCGCCUGCGAGGAGGAGGAGGAUCAGCUAGUACCACCGCAACCGUCUCCGCCACGUGGCGACCAUAAGACGGAGGAGGAGGAGGAGGAGGAAGAGAUAAUUUCAGCACGUGGGGAAAUGAGUGGUGGGAGUGGUGGGCCUAUGUUAGGGCAAGUUGAGCAAGGUAAUAACAACAACAACGAGGGUACUACUAAUAGUAGUAACGACACGUCGUCGUAUUGGCCUUUUAUAUGGGAGGACGAGAAUCUUGUAGGUGGUCCUCAAACCUCGGGGGAGUUCGGUUUUUUCACGGAUGAUGAUUCAACCAAUUUGUAUUUUCCAACACAAUCGUCUGAUUUUUACUAUGAUGAAGCUUGUGAAGAUGAUUUCUCUCAUUACAGUAUUAACCUUUGGAAUUUCUGAGAUCCAAUUUUUUUCGUGAUCUUGGAACAUAUAUUCCUAUAUAUUGAUUUUUAUUCAAUUUAUGGAUUUAUUUCAA